CACCCCCAAACUUCCCUCGUAUCUCUCUUCUUUUUCCACCUCUCCAAUUUAAAACCUCUCGCUUUCUCUCGGAAACUCUGAUCAAUGGCCGGAAGAGGAAAGUCUCUGAGCUCUAACGCAGCCAAAAAGGCCACCUCUCGCAGCGCCAAAGCCGGUCUCCAAUUUCCCGUUGGCCGGAUCGCUCGUUUCCUCAAAGCCGGCAAAUACGCCGAGCGCGUCGGAGCCGGAGCUCCGGUCUACCUUGCCGCUGUCCUCGAAUACCUCGCCGCUGAGGUUUUGGAACUGGCUGGGAAUGCGGCGAGGGACAACAAGAAGAACCGAGUGAUUCCGCGUCACAUACAGUUGGCGGUGAGGAAUGAUGAGGAGCUGAGUCGUCUGCUUGGUUGUGUGACCAUUGCUAAUGGCGGAGUGAUGCCUAACAUUCACAAUCACUUGCUGCCUAAGAAGGCCGGCUCUGCGUCUUCCAAGGCGGAUGCCGAUAAUUAGAUCUAGAGGGCUUUUGAUAUCAUUACGAUCUUUAUAGGAAAAUGGUACAAAGUUGGGUGAUUUAGUGAUUUAUUCUUUUAGAUUGUAGAGGAAAUUCCUUUGUUAUUGUUAUCUAGUUGGUUUUUUGGUUGGAUUUGCUGCGAGUUUGAUCAUUAAUGAAACAAUA
This is a messenger RNA of Ilex paraguariensis (yerba mate), 652 nucleotides long. NCBI's taxonomy places the organism in Eukaryota, Viridiplantae, Streptophyta, Magnoliopsida, Aquifoliales, Aquifoliaceae. The record is from the annotation of a GenBank genome assembly.